UGGUCUUUAUGGUGUGGUAUUUAAGUUAUGUUUUGACGGAUUGGUGUCGAGUUCUUGUUUUUUAUGCCUAUACCUUAUCCCUGGCCUUAGGAGUCGUAAAAUCCGAGUCAGCUAAGACACUGGGCUCUCCAGUCUAUUAGAGGAGAGAGGAAACUACUGGGGUGUCAGCCACUUCUCCCUGUAAUUAAGUCCCAGCUUCUGUGUGACGAAACUUAAUAAUUAUUUAACAACUGAUAUAAAGUGAAGAAAAGACUAUAAAAUAAUACACAACUGUCUUACUUUCUAUUCGCCUUGAUGAGUUUUGGGCGGUGUUUUUGAAAUAGAAACUGGAUAUUCUUUCAGAAUAGUUUAUGGUGAAACAUUGCGGAAUUAAGGGGAACCAUCGCUGUGUAAUUAUUUACGUUUUAAUAAACAAGGACCCCGAUUGGCAGUGUAAUAAUUCUAAACACUUCCCCUGUUAUUGCCCGCACGUGAAACCUGAGUUUCACGAAGUCUCUGCAAUUUUUCCAAUGAAAAGAUUUUUUGUGGCAGAUAUUUUUUUCGAAAAGGAAUUUUGAGAGGAUCUUUAUCAUUUGGGAGGUUUCCUGUAAAAUUCAAGACUUUGUACAUAUGUACAGAAUUAUAUCUUAUCAUUCAGGAGUCUCUGCAAUAUAGUGCGUGAUAAAGUGUUUUUUUUUCUCUCCUGUGAAGAAAGAAAGGAGAGCUUAGAACAAUGUCUCAGAGUUACAUAGUUGUACAGAAUCAGGGUAGUGAGAUUGGAGAUGAGUUGAAUGCAGCCAAAAGGGAGGCAUUCUUCAAGGGUGGUGAAAAUGCGGGACCAAAGUUUGACCCCUCACAGCGUUUCGUGUCGGACAGAGAGAGGAUUCCCAGGGAGCCACAUGGUGGUCACACAUUGAAGGACGCCGAUGAAAGAGAGAAGGAUUACAGCAGAGAGAAGAAAUAUGGGGAGAGUACCAAAGAACUUGAUGGAUAUGUGGGAUUUGCCAACCUUCCAAACCAAGUGUACCGAAAAUCUGUCAAACGUGGAUUUGAAUUCACAUUAAUGGUUGUUGGUGAAUCUGGGCUCGGAAAGUCGACCCUCAUCAACUCUCUCUUCCUGACUGACCUAUACAGUGCUGAUUACCAGGGCCCCUCCCACAGGAUACAGAAAACCGUCAAGGUUGAAACCACACAAUGUCUUCUCAAAGAAAAUGGAGUACAGUUAAAUCUGACCACUGUAGAUACCCCAGGCUUUGGAGAUGCUGUGGACAAUAGUAACUGCUGGCAGCCAGUGAUAGAUUUCAUAGACAGUAAAUAUGAUGAAUAUUUAAAUGCUGAGUCCAGAGUGGUGCGGUCCCCCACCCCAGACACCAGAGUCCAUGCAUGCCUUUAUUUCAUCGCACCAACUGGUCACGGUCUGAAACCUUUAGAUGUAGAGUUUAUGAAGAGGCUACAUGACAAAGUGAACAUUAUACCUCUCAUCUCUAAAGCAGAUUCCCUUACCCCAGAUGAGUGCAGGGAAUUCAAGAAAACUAUUCUCAAUGAAAUUGCCCAACAUAAGAUUAAAAUCUACGAGUUUCCAGAGUGUGAUGAUGAGGAAGAAAAUAAAAUUCAGAAGAAACUAAGGGAUCGAGUUCCCUUUGCAGUCGUAGGCAGCAAUCGUGUUAUUGAAGCUGGUGGCAAGAAAGUCAGGGGGAGACAAUAUCCAUGGGGUUUAGUUGAAGUUGAAAAUUUGGAACACAAUGACUUCAUUGCCUUAAGGAACAUGAUAAUCAGGACGCAUAUGCAGGACUUGAAAGAUGUCACCAACAAUGUUCAUUACGAAAACUUCCGGUAUAACAAAUUAGCACCUUCUUCAACAGAUGGCAACAAAAUCAAACCUGGAUCACUAUCAAAGGACCCUCUAACACAAAUGGCAGAGGAGAAAAAAGAACAUGACAACAAGAUGAAGAAGAUGGAGGCUGAAAUGGAACAGGUGUUUGAGAUGAAAGUCCAAGAGAAGCAGGCCAAGCUCAAGGAAUCGGAGGCAGAUCUUCAGAGGCGAGCAGAACACAUGAAGAAAAGCUUAGAGCAGCAACAAAAAGAACUGGAAGAGAAGUGGAAAAUGUUUGAAAAAGAGAAACAGCAGUGGGAGGAGUCAGUGGGGGGCAGCAAGGGGUCACAAGAAAACAUCAAAGAUACAAAUAAAAAGAACAAAAAACACCUAUUUUAGCGGAAUAUUCACAGGAUCAGACAUUUCUCUGUAAAUUGACAGAACCGUAUUAGGUCUGUGCCAUAAUCCAGGAGAGGAAAAAAUAAGCUUGCCAGAAAAUAAACAACUGAACACUAUUAAGAAAUACCAACAGCCUUGAAAAAUAGUGAGGUCAUCCAAACAGCAGGCCAGUCAAGAAAUUCUCCCAAAGCACUGACCAAAGAAUCAUUCAUUGAACGUUCAGGCUUACUGCCAAAACAUCCCUGUGUUUGUAAUUGAUGUCAAAUACAAUUUUAAAAUAUUUUCACUUUUGUAAUGAAGCCACACAUACAAUAAUAUGUACAAAAAAAUUCCAGUUUUCUUUCUCUUUAUCAUGUUGAUUUGCCACAAUUCAGAACUAUAAAUGGUGAACACUUGUUUUUUUAAUGAAUUUUUUUUUUAUUUCUCUGUGAGAGUUCAUAGUUUCAUGUGUACAUGUUUAAAUCAUGUGUGUUAUUAAUAAAUGCAUGUUGUUGGUAGAAAUGCUGAAGUUUUGGUGCAAUUUGAAUACAUGAGAUCUGUAUCGUGUUGUAAAGUCAAUGUUUUUUUUCUGCUCUGUAACAUUUGACUGCUUCUCAAUGUUAGAAUUGUUUAGUACACAUAGCUGUUGGUCAUUUGAACGUUUUAUUUAAUAUUUUUUUUCGUUAAUUAAUUAAAGCAAAUAGAAGUUCACAAGUUUCUACAGCUUUGGUGAAAGUCUUUUUCUUGUUCAUUAAGAUGUGUGAAGUUAGUAGAUUUCUUAGAUGGGGAGGGACCAUUGAUUUAUAAAAUCCAACAUUUUCGGUAUAUCUAGUCAUAAUGGCCUUAGGAUUCUGUUUCCCUAGGUAUUACAAUAUCAUAUCAUCUGUGGUCACACAUAUACAUGUAGAAGUCCAACCUCCCUUACAUUUUGAAUGCAAUUCAGAAUUAUUGAUAUGGAUUUUUUUUUGUUUUUAAAUUUUUGAGGUUUUUUUGUAACAACAUAGCAUCAAGUUUCCUAGAUAAUGUUUGUCUUUUUCUUUUGAGCUUACACAGCAAUAUAGGUGUUUUGAAGCACCGCUCACAUGAAAAUAAACAACACUUCUAUGCAUGCAUUGCUACAGUACACUAACUUAUACAGGAUUAUAUCUAAUUGUUUAUUUCUCUUGCUCAUUCUGUAUGGAUGUAUCGGCAUGUAUUUGUGUACGAUUAUUUUAUACCAUAGUAAUUUAUUAUCGCCAUGGUACGUGUAAAGUCCAAGUGACACAUCUAUAUUCCAUUUAGUACAGUUUUUGUUAUAUUUUAGAAAAUUGACAAAAUAUCAAACCAACCAAUAUGUAUGAAUAUUAUAAGUUAUAAAUGUACAGUAUAUUCAAAGUUCAAAGAAUACAACGGAAUAAGCUGAAUUCUGUUUCUUCUUGAUGGGUCCUCUAACCAGAUACCAUUUUUUUCUUUUCUUUAGAAAAUCUUAAAGUUUGUAUUAAGGAUGAAUUGAAGUUUUUAAAAUUAUGUUUUGCUUAAAGAAAUGUUAUGUUUACAAGUGGGAGUAUUAAGUAAUCUCUUGUAAUUUGAUACAGCUUCAUUUUUCAUACACGUUAAGUUUGUCAUGCAUAUUUAUUAUUUUUUUUUAUAUAUACAAAUAUUUCAUCAAUACAUGAUCUUAGAAUUUACAAAAUGGAAACAAUAAAUGUUUUAUACAUGUAAA
Molecule: messenger RNA, 3872 nt
Organism: Magallana angulata
Lineage: Eukaryota; Metazoa; Mollusca; Bivalvia; Ostreida; Ostreidae
Product: septin-7-like
Exons: 13
Coding region: 713-2191 (492 amino acids)
Biological process (GO): cytoskeleton-dependent cytokinesis; cilium assembly
Cellular component (GO): cell division site; septin complex; septin ring
Molecular function (GO): GTP binding; GTPase activity; molecular adaptor activity
Source: RefSeq, a predicted model, not a curated record